Molecule: messenger RNA, 1173 nt
Organism: Rhea pennata
Lineage: Eukaryota; Metazoa; Chordata; Aves; Rheiformes; Rheidae
Gene: DIABLO
Product: diablo IAP-binding mitochondrial protein
Exons: 6
Coding region: 24-746 (240 amino acids)
Biological process (GO): neuron apoptotic process; intrinsic apoptotic signaling pathway in response to oxidative stress
Cellular component (GO): mitochondrion
Source: RefSeq, a predicted model, not a curated record
CCGGCGCGCCGCCCAGUCCCAAGAUGGCGGCGGGAUGCCGGUGGCUCCGCGGCUGUUGUUCCCUCCUCAGACAAAGCUUCCCUGUGUGGGCUAACAUUAGGAGAUGCUGCCUCUCAAACUUGAAUGGACGAUGGCACCAAAUUGUGGGAGUGGGUCUGGGAGUUACCUUGUGCGCAGUCCCAGUCAUAGAGAAGCAGAACUCAAAUUCUCUCAGUAAUGAUGCCUUGAUUAAAAGAGCAGUUUCCUUAGUAACUGAUAGUACAUCUACUCUCCUCUCUCAAACAACAUAUGCAUUGAUUGAAGCUUUGACAGAGUACACAAAGGCAGUUUAUACACUGGUUUCUCUCUACAAGCAAUAUGCAAAUCUUCUUGGGAAAAUGAAUUCAGAAGAGGUGGAUGCAGUUUGGCAGGUGGUAAUAGGAGCCAGAGUUGAGAUGACAACAAAACAGCAAGAAUAUCUAAGGCUGGAAUCUAGCUGGAUGACUGCAUUACGUCUUUCAGAGAUGGCAGCAGAAGCUGCAUAUCAAUCAGGUGCAGACCAAGCCUCAGUGACAGCCCGCAGCCACAUUCAACUAGUGAAAUCACAGGUGCAAGAAGUGCGGCAGCUGUCCCAGAAAGCAGAGACCAAGUUAGCUGAAGCUCAAACAGAAGAGCUCAUAAAAGCUCAAGGAGAGGAAUCUUCAUUGCCACAGGGUAUUUUAGGAAGUACAGAGGCGGGUGAAGACCCUUAUCUUCGGGAAGACUGAGAAGAAUUUUAGGGUCACGUGAGAGUAGUUGAAUGGUCCCAGACUUCAAUGUUGGAUAGUGCUGAAAUAAGCCUGUGGUUCCUCUUUUUUCUUUCCCCUCUCCAAACAGGCUUGCUCUACAAAUCAAGACAAUUCCAAGUAUUUGAAAGACCCUAUUCUUGUUUGUAACCUAUCAUGUUUAUAAUACUUAUCAAUUCAGUUAAGUGUUUAACUAUGCAAAUGUGAAAAUGGCUAUCAAGGAUAGCUUGAUAAUAAGUGUCUCUCUGCUGGGAGAAUCCUACAAAUGGUUUGAUAUGUUUGUGAGAACUCUCUAACUUGGAGACUAAUGAGAUAUCAGCCAAAGAAGUGUAUUUAAAAGUCAUUAUUUUUAACUUGUGAAGUAAAUGAUGUCUGUUAGUAGAUACCGUUAAUAAACUGGGCAAAUGCA